This is a messenger RNA of Rhipicephalus sanguineus (brown dog tick), 912 nucleotides long. RefSeq lists its product as uncharacterized. Bases 108 to 758 code for a protein of 216 amino acids. The transcript is spliced from 5 exons. NCBI's taxonomy places the organism in Eukaryota, Metazoa, Arthropoda, Arachnida, Ixodida, Ixodidae. The record is from RefSeq and is a predicted model, not a curated record.
UGGCGUAGUUCUUGAACUUUCUUGCCCUUUACACGAGCGUUGGGAAACAUGUAGAUAAUUUCCUCAAAUUAAUUCUGUGAGCUGUAUGAGAGUUCGAAUGCAAGUGCAUGAUGCCCGUUGUACAAGCGUUGCUACUCGCUCUAGCACUAGGCUUCAGCACUGCCAAUCGGAAUCCAAAAUGUGAUGCAAAGCAAAUUUCUAGGCGCCUUGGUUACGACCCGGAUGCGUGGACGUUGAUUAACCGCGAACACCCUAAGUACCACCUCAUGUUCUACUCAUCUGGAAAUCUUUCGGCGACGUACAAAUGCCUGUGCACAACGACGUCUUGGGAUAAAUCCGGUAGUCGGUGGAGAAAAGUCGUAAAAUUUCACUAUUCUCCAAAUGAAACAAUUUUUCAUGGAACUGACACAGUAUUGACGGUAAAAACGGAUCAAUAUUAUGUAUACGACAACGCCUUCAACGCAACCUACUUUGUCCCUGCACUGAAAGAAAUCGAAUUCAAAGAAAUGUUUUCUGUUAGUGAACUUAUCUUUGCAUACGAAAGAAAGUGUGUGAUAAUGAGAUCAGACCUGCUCGGCUACCAAGUCUGGGUCGGCACACAUUAUUUGAAAAAGUAUCGAAAAAUACCUUAUGUGUGCACUUUCAUGUACGAAGCCUGUGCGGGAACGUCGAAAUACUGGCUUUACGAUUGGGACCAUUGUCUCGACACAACUCACCAAGUGCGCGAGAAUCAAGAGCCACUAUUAGCAAACAUAUAAAUGGUAAUUACAAGGACAGCAUUUGCACGAACGAAUAAAGCUACAUACAUCUGUUUACGGUCAACAAAAAAUGACAAGCCUAACGGUUAGCCAACGCUUCGCUAAGGACAAAAGUAAUUUCGUUCUUAUCACGCAUCCUGCACUACUGCACUCC